Molecule: messenger RNA, 2514 nt
Organism: Aethalodelphis obliquidens (Pacific white-sided dolphin)
Lineage: Eukaryota; Metazoa; Chordata; Mammalia; Artiodactyla; Delphinidae
Gene: EIF2S1
Product: eukaryotic translation initiation factor 2 subunit alpha
Exons: 8
Coding region: 101-1048 (315 amino acids)
Biological process (GO): translational initiation
Cellular component (GO): eukaryotic 48S preinitiation complex; eukaryotic translation initiation factor 2 complex
Molecular function (GO): RNA binding; ribosome binding; translation initiation factor activity
Source: RefSeq, a predicted model, not a curated record
AAAAAGAUCCAAGUUUGUUCAUCUGAUAAGUGAUAUUAAAAAAAUCGAAGCUGCUUUCGCCCUGUGUUGCUGGAGUGGUGCGUUUCUGGAGAAUUGCAGAAUGCCGGGUCUAAGUUGUAGAUUUUAUCAGCACAAAUUUCCUGAGGUGGAUGACGUAGUGAUGGUGAAUGUAAGGUCCAUUGCUGAAAUGGGAGCUUAUGUCAGCUUGCUGGAAUACAACAACAUCGAAGGCAUGAUUCUUCUGAGUGAGUUGUCCAGAAGGCGUAUCCGUUCUAUAAACAAACUCAUCCGAAUUGGCAGGAAUGAAUGUGUGGUUGUUAUCAGAGUGGACAAAGAAAAAGGAUAUAUUGAUUUGUCAAAAAGAAGAGUUUCUCCAGAGGAAGCAAUCAAAUGUGAAGAUAAAUUUACCAAAUCCAAAACUGUUUACAGCAUUCUUCGUCAUGUUGCUGAGGUCUUAGAAUAUACCAAGGACGAGCAGCUGGAAAGCCUGUUCCAGAGGACCGCUUGGGUCUUUGAUGACAAGUACAAGAGACCCGGAUACGGUGCCUAUGAUGCAUUUAAGCACGCAGUCUCAGACCCAUCUAUUUUGGAUGGCUUAGAUUUGAAUGAAGAUGAACGGGAAGUACUCAUUAACAAUAUUAAUAGGCGUUUGACUCCACAAGCUGUCAAAAUUCGAGCAGAUAUUGAAGUGGCUUGUUAUGGUUAUGAAGGCAUCGAUGCUGUAAAAGAAGCCCUGAGAGCAGGUUUGAAUUGUUCUACAGAAACCAUGCCCAUCAAGAUUAAUCUAAUAGCUCCUCCUCGGUAUGUAAUGACUACAACCACCCUGGAGAGAACAGAAGGCCUCUCUGUCCUCAACCAAGCUAUGGCUGUUAUAAAAGAAAAGAUUGAGGAAAAGAGGGGCGUCUUCAAUGUUCAAAUGGAGCCCAAAGUGGUCACAGAUACAGAUGAGACUGAACUUGCAAGGCAGCUGGAGAGGCUGGAGAGAGAAAAUGCCGAAGUGGAUGGAGAUGACGAUGCGGAAGAAAUGGAAGCCAAAGCCGAAGAUUAACUUUGUGGGCAACAGAGUCCAGUUUAAGGAACACAAAGCAGCCUUCCUGGCUGUUAACCCUAGACUUGAAAGUUUUCCAGUAUUGAAAACUUCAAAGCUGAAUAUUUUUUAUUUCGAAGUAUUUAAAUGUUCCAACAGACCAAAACGUGAAACGCCCUCCUAAAUGUCAGCUGUUUUCACACAGUAGCUCUGACACCUUGAGCAUUUUUUAAGGGAGUGGCCUGAUUUCACUAGAGACAAAUCUUUAAGAACAGUCAUAAAAUGGGGCGUGUGAUUUCCAUUUCUGAUGUCUCCAGAUUGGCACCCCUCUGUAGUUCAGUGCCUCCAUGAGAUUUACCAGGGGCACCCAAAGCAAAUAGUCCUAACCUUUCUAUAUAAAAUGUAUCAAGCAAACAUUAAAUAAAUUUCUGGGAUAUUUAACCAUAGGUUUCUUCCUUAUUGUCACCAGUUAAAAGCAUUAUGAUUACUAAGACCCUAAUUCUAUUAUCUUCAUUUUAUUUGAAAUGUAGUAAUAUAAAGGCAGGUGACCUAAAGGAUCAAUAUAGCAGAUCCUUUCAAAGGGAGGUUUUAGAGAACAUAAUUUUAAUUAGUGAAAGUUUACUCCUAGGGGGAAAAAGCCUUAAAAUGCAACUAAAGAAUUACAUUGGUUGUGUGCCUUUUACCUAUUUGAGACUGAUGACAGCAUGUGGUAUGAGGGAGAAUUUAUCACACUGGUCCUUGUUGGUGUACUAAGCUGCUUGCCUUGAGUUUGUAAUUCAGGGUGGUAAAGGUUUUAGGGGUGUUUUUUUAAAGAAAAAGAUGCUGCUUUUUAAAUUAAGUUAUUUGAGUCUCAUUGCCCAACUUUUGGGGUUUUUUUCCAGUAAAAUAUUUGCUAGGUGCCACGUAGAAGCUUCAGUUCUCUUCAUAAUAGAGUGGGGAUCUGUUUGAACACAAUUACAAUGGUUUUUCUGUGUUUCCAUCAUUUUUUUCUUUAAGAGCUGAUUGUUCUAAAGGUAAAUAAAUAAUAUAUACAAAGGUAAAUAAAUUUCAUAGAUAACGUAUGGUUUGCAGUUACAGUUAUAGUAGCCAGGGUGUAGAAAGUCUUAAGUUAACUUUGGUCUGCUUCAUAAAUUUAAUCUCUUAGGGUACUUGAGGUACUAGAUAAGUUAAUUUUACUAAUCAUUCCCAAGAAAUACUUCUUAGAAGAUUAAACCUAACCCACCUUAGUCAGUCCAGGACUAGACUUACCUCAGUGUUAAAGGGAAUGGAAAAUAGAAGAGUGUGUCGGUGAGCCAUUUGAGCCAUUUUUGAAGGUUUGUCCCUUUGUUUAAUUUAGCAGCCUCUACUAGCUCUUUAAAUCCAGAAGUCUAAUUUCAUAUAACCGUUUCCACGAGGGAGCCAUGAUUGCUGGCUUGCAUACUGGGAAUAUUUAGAGGAGAAUCUGGCACAUAAUUUUCACUUCAGUCUUUCUGAGGAGUCAAAAAAAA